UACAAAAAAAAGUGGUAGGGGUUAGGAGAGGGAGGAGGAGGAGGAGGUUGCCAUAAACAAAUCAGCCCUCGUCCUGUUACUACCCCCUCUGUGUAUGUGUGAGUUGGAGAAGGCCGGGUGCAUACUUCGUGUACCUCCACCUACCAGUACUUGCACAGCCACCACUUGCCAGUUCUUACACCGCCGCUUGCCAGAGAGCUCUACAGUACCACGCAGCAGCGCCGUCAGGCAUAAGAUGAAAAAAAAAACAACGAUAAAGUGACAGCGCUCAAGUUAACUUGUGAUACCUGCUUCCACAACCAUGAUUGACUACAAUGAAUUCGUGGAGGAGGGCUACUAUACUAAGAAGGAAAAGACUGCUACUACCUUGUUCUUAACCUUCGUCUUCAGCCACUUCGGGUUGUUCCUGGUGGUCACCUUGUACGCCAUCGGUGGAGCAUUCGCCUUCAUCUCUCUCGAGCUUCCCAAUGAGAUGGUUCGGUACCAGGCGAAGCAGAUGAAGGCGGUGGAGGUGAACCAGACCCUCAACUAUGUCACUGACCUCUUCUGGUACUACCAAGGCAUGAACUGGACCAACUUUAAGACCUACAACGACACAAUGUACCGGGAACUCAAGAAGUUGGAGUUGUAUAUUAUCUCGUGUGUGAAUAACUAUGGCUAUGACGGCACUGUGACCGGCUGGGUCUACAGCUGGACCUUCCCUAAAGCUCUCCUCUUAACCAUCACUAUCAUGACCACUAUAGGAUACGGCAACACAGUUCCGUUGACCAACUAUGGCAGGUUGUUCUGCAUCUUCUUCGCCAUCACUGGUUGCCCGAUCUUCCUGGUUUUCAUAAGCAAGUUGGGCUCAGUCAUGGCCCAUGCUUCCGUCUACGUCUACAGCCGGUUCUGCUGUCGUUGGUGCAGGACGAGGCGCUACGACGAGGAACUUCCUCCCAACGUUAGCAAGAGGCAACGCAAACUCAUCUUAGAUGACGAUGUCGGCAACGAGGAGUAUAUGCCAACGAACAGGUUGAACGUGCCCAUCACUGUCAACUUGGUACUGAUGACUGCGUAUAUCAUGCUGGGAGGUGUCUUGAACUCCAAAUGGGAGGGCUGGGACCUUCUCUCCUCCUGCUACUUCACCUUUAUUAGCCUCUCCACCAUCGGCUACGGAGACUUGGUCCCCGGUCAGCAAGCCAACGAGACUAGCAGCACCAACAACACCAAGAUGAUCAUCUGUGUCUUAUACAUCAUUAUUGGUAUUGCUCUUGUGUCUAUGUGCAUCAACCUCAUGCAAGAUGAGCUGGUUGGCAAGUGUCAUUGGCUGGCGCGUGAAUUAGGCAUCACUAAACCCGAGGAGGUCAAAGAAAUCAAAGAAGAAGAAGAAAAUAACAAGGAGACAAAGAAAAAGAAGAAAAAGGACAAAAAGAAAAAAAAGAAUUCAAAUGACGCUGAGGAAAAUGUCCUUCCUGUUGAAGGUGGAAACGAUCUCCCAGCUGAUUCUCCUUCCUCUGUCAUCAACAGUUAGAAUAUCGACCACAUCAGUGAUGUCCAGUAUUCAGAUUGCUGUCUCCAAAAUCUAGGCUCCUUAUUUCCAAAGGGAAGGUCUCCAGUGCUAAAAUCCUGGGAGACAUCUCUAAAGUAUUGGCAUCUAUCAUCCCCAAAUCCUGUCCCCAAAACGUUGGCCCUUAAUUACACAAUCUUACACAGGCGUAAAGCCUGUCUUUGAAAGCAACUAUAAAACUUAGUCGAUUACCCUAACAGUUAAAAUACAAAUAUUCGAGUAAUUAAGCUUCAGUUAUGAAUGCGGAACGGGUAAAAAAUAUCGAACUCCGCGAGUUUUCCAAAAAUGUAGGAACGGUGAGCAAAAAAAAAAAAAAAGUAUAUCAUACAACAAAGGGAAAUUGCAAUAACCAUAAUUGUUUUGGUUUAUUCCUCACCGUCAGAUAAGCUGAACGAAAAUCUUCUCUAAAUUAUAUGUUGAAGGUCAGCUGCUUUGUAUUUUAUGGUACAAGUCAGCUGGUCUGUGUUAUAUUGUGCAGGUCAGCUGUUCUAUGUUAAAUGGUGCAGGUCAACUGUUCUUUACAUGAUGCAGGUCAGCUGUUCUGUGUUAUGUGGUUCAGGUCAGCUGUUCUGUGUUAUGUGGUGCAGGUCAGUUGUUCUGUGAUAUUUGGUGCAGGUCAUAUUGUGUAACCUACUUGUAGGUUACAAGACUAGCAACAGAACCGUUCAAGUUAUAAUAAAGGUAUAUAAUACCCGCGAAAGUAUAAAACACACUUAUAUAAUGUAAGGUAAUUUUAUUGUGAAUCCCAACUGGGCGAUAUCUCUCCUUAAUACAAUUACCUAAAUGCAUCAUAAAUUUGUCUUUUCGAAUUGUUUAUGACAGAUAUUGAACCCAGUGCGUCAUUAAUUCUAUAUAUUUUCACCCACAAUCAAGACUACUAAUUUGUGUUUAAACUCACAGCUGCCUCUUGACACCCAGUUAUGACGUAUUGGCAUAAUAUAUCUAAAGUGUGUGUGUGUGUGUGUGUGUGUGUGUGUGUGUGUGUAGUGCCAAAUAGGUAAAACUGGUCAAUUUGGAAGAACUAAUUUAAAAUUAAGUCCUUUCUAAAAUUUUCUCUUAUACGUUUAAAGAUAUAUUUUUUCAUUUAUGUUAAUGCAAAAAUUAAUAAUUCUGUACCAAAAGAACCUUAGAAAAGUUACCUAACCUUACUAUAACAAGCGCAAUUUAAUUUAGCCUAAUCCAACUAAAUAUAUUUUAGAUAAGUUUACAACAAUUUAAUAGUAAACAAACACAACGAAAUAUAUAUUUUUUUUCGUUAGGUUCAGAAUGAUUUUUGCGAAAGUGUUGCAAACACAAAUUUUCACUUGCCUUAUUCAGCAAGAAGAGCGUGCUAUAUAAGCCAAAAUCGCAGGUUUUACCCAUU
This is a messenger RNA of Cherax quadricarinatus, 2909 nucleotides long. Lineage: Eukaryota; Metazoa; Arthropoda; Malacostraca; Decapoda; Parastacidae. The record is from RefSeq and is a predicted model, not a curated record.